GAAUGUGGUGUCAGUGGUCGUUUUGACUAGAGAACGACAGUAGCGCCGUAAGAUAGUCGUGUUUACAGAUUUACCAGUGAGUUCUACAACGUCACGUCAAAAAGUGCAACAAAUUUCUACCACCAUUUACUAUGUAAAGAUAAUGUAGGUAUAGUUUAUUCAAACAAGGCCUUUAGGGUAUAAUUAUAUUUAAUGUCAGUGAAUGAGUUGGAUGAUUGUUAUUGGUGGUGCGAUUAUUGGACCAAGAGGUAUUGAGACAAUUGGAAUAUAGCAAAGAGCACACAAAAUGACGAUUGCCACAAGAGGCCAAGGAGUAGGCAUAGACCCUCCUGACAGCCAGCAAAGUACACAGAUGCAUAGUCCACCGGGUCCGCAACAAUUAGCUGAUACAAUGUCAGGACUUCAACUCACGGAAAAUGUGGUACAAACAGAAUGCACCAAUGAUACCUUAACUUCAAUAGAGGAUAGUAAUCAACUUCAUGGCGAACCCGAUUUUCCUGUUGCAAAACUCAAUAUGCUUCAUGAAAAAAUAUCUAGUCCACGAUGGGUUGUACCAGUUCUACCAGAACAAGAAUUAGAGUGCCUGUUACAAGCCAGUAUCGAUCUUUGUAAAAAAGGAAUUGAUGUACAAAGUGAAGCAUGUCAGCGCUUUUUUCGAGAAGGACUCACUAUUUCUUUUACUAAAAUAUUGACUGAUGAUGCAGUAAGUAGUUGGAAAAUGAAUAUUCAAAAUUGUAUUAAUGCAAACUGCGAGCGAUUGGUGGAUCUAUGUAUUCUGAAACUAGAUGAGGAUUGGUUUCCUCUUCUUGAUUUGCUGGCAAUGGUUUUUAAUCCUAGUAAUAAAUUUCAUACAUUUAAUGCAGCAAGAGUUUCAGAAACUGUGCCACCGGGUAGUGAUAUCCCUGAUGAACAGCUUUAUGCCCGGCCACCUCCUGAUUCAAGAAGUCCUCGUGGAUGGCUAGUAGAUCUCAUAAAUAGAUUUGGCAGUCUUAAUGGAUUUGAAAUUUUACUCUCCAGAUUUCAAAAUGGCCGAAAUUUAACAGUACCAGUUAUUUAUGCUUUAAUCAGACCUUUCGGUUUAUGUUAUGAACUACUUACUGUUCACACAAUAGUUAAAUAUCUUAUGCCUAUUGUGGAAAUGGUGCCUGUAAUUUUGAAUAACUUAACCGAUGAAGAAUUAAAAAAAGAAGCGAAAAAUGAAUCAAAAAAUGAUGCAAUAUCAGCUAUAAUCAAAGCCGCCAAAUGUUUAGUAUCACGAGUACCACAUCAAGAAGAGAUGAUUAAAAAUUUAGGAAUUCUGAGAUUGAAAAUGAUAUUGAGACUCUUGCAAAUUUCUUCAUUUAAUGGAAAAAUGAAUGCUUUAAAUGAAGUAAAUAAAGUGAUUGCUACUGUUAGUUUUUAUCAACAUCGAAAUGCGAUAGUUGAAGAAGAAGAAUGGCUUACUGCAGAAUGUAUGGCGAAAUGGAUAAAAGAAAAUGGAGUUUUAGAAAUUGUUUUAAGAGAUUCGUUACAUCAACCUCAAUAUGUUGAAAAAUUGGAAAAGAUUUUACGCUUUAUUAUAAAAGAACGAGCAUUAACUUUAGAAGAUUUAGAUGCUGUUUGGGCAGCACAAGCUGGAAAACAUGAAGCAAUUGUGAAAAAUGUUCAUGACUUAUUAGCCAAACUUGCUUGGGAUUUUAGUCCUGAACAACUUGACCAUUUAUUUGAAUGUUUUCAGAUGAGUUGGAAGACUGCUAAUAAAAAACAAGGAGAAAAAUUAUUAGAAUUAAUUCGCAGAUUAGCAGAGGAUGAUAAGGAUGGAGUAAUGGCACAUAAAGUUUUAACUCUUUUUUGGAAUUUGGCUCAUUCUGAUGAAGUGCCUACUGAAAUAAUGGAUCAAGCAUUAAAUGCUCAUGUAAAGAUUCUUGAUUAUUCGUGUUCACAAGAAAGAGAUGCUCAAAAGACAAUUUGGCUGGAUAAAUGCGUGGAAGAAUUAAAAAAUAGUGAUAAAUGGGCUUUACCUGCAUUAAAACAAAUUCGGGAAAUAUGCUGCCUUUAUGAACCAAAUCCUAAUAUAGCAUGUCAUGGACAACGGAAUCAUCAUUAUAGACAAGAUGUUAUAGAACGACUUCAAGCAGAACAUUCUGCAGUAAUUCUUGUGACGAACAGUUUAACAAACUAUAUGGAUAAAAUGCGACAGUUGGUGAAAGAAAAUCCAGAUAUUGACGCAAAUAUUUAUAUGCAUGAUGGUCGUUAUAACCAUAUUAUGCAAGUCCAAGAAAGACUUAAUUUUCUUCGUUUUUUGUUAAAGGAUGGUCAACUAUGGUUAUGUGCAGAUCAAGCUGAACAAAUUUGGCAAUGUUUAGCAGAACAAGGUGUAUUUGUAUCCGAUCGUGAAGCAUGUUUCAAAUGGUUUUCAAAAUUAAUGGGAGAUGAACCAGAUCUUGACCCAGCAAUAAAUAAAGACUUCUUCCAAAAUAAUAUAUUACAAUUAGAUCCAACUUUACUUACGGAAAGUGGUAUUAAAUGCUAUGAAAGAUUUUUCAAAGCUGUCAAUUCUAAAGAAGGAAAAUUAAAAUUGAAAAGAAGAACAUUUCUUAUGGAUGACGUUGACCUAAUUGGUACAGAUUAUUUAUGGCGUGUUGUGACCAAUAGUCCUGAAGAAAUUGCAAAUCGAGCUAUAGAAUUAUUAAAAGAAGUGAAUACUAAUUUAGGACCACGACUUCAGUCAUCAGUUUUGGCAUUUCAUGUGACAUAUAUAGGAGAAUGUAUGGACAGAUUGAAAGCUCAUUAUGAUACUGUAUCCGUAUUAAGUAAAGUAUAUCUUGAAGGAAAAGAAGAACGUGAGCAGCAAAUGUCAAAUAAAAUUAAAAUAGAAGCUAUGAAGAUGUGUCGUGUUAUGAAGGUAUUACAAGAAUAUAUAAAUGAAUGUGAUACAACAUUUCCAGGAGAACGGAAAAUAUUACCAUUACAUAGAGCAGUUCGUGGGAAGCAUCUAUCUUUUAUCAUUCGUUUUGCGAAUCCUGGUCGUAAUGUGGAUGAUAUAGAAAUAUUUACACAUAGUAAUGACACUUUAGGAUCAUUAAGGCGACAAAUAUUACGCAGAAUUAAAGCCAAUGGAUCAAAUGUAAAACUUGAUUUAUUUCUUAAUGGAGAACCUUUAGAAUCAACAGAUGAUAGAAAACUACUUUCUCAAACUCCAUUAAGAGAUAAAAUGCUAUUGUCUGCGAAAUUAAGUCAAGUUAAUAGCAAUUUGCCAAGUUCACCAGAUAGUAGUUCAGAUAGUUCUACUAGUUCUCCACAUCAUCCAUAUGAUGGGCCAGAUAUAGAAGCAGAAAAUAGUUUACCUGGUGUGGUUAUAUCACAAAGAUCGCAGUAUGCUACAUUCUUCUUUCAAUUGGCAGAUCUUGGAUGUAGUCUUCAACACGCGCAAUUACGCGAUGGUGCAAGAAAUUUAUUACAAUUGGUGCCACCAGAUACUCUUACUGUAUCACGAUUACAAUCAUUAUUCGGUCACUGUAAAGAUGAUAACAAUUUAGAUAAUGCUCUUUGUAAUGAACAAAAUACUACAGUAGAUUCUUUAUUUUUUACUGCAAGUUCUAGCCAAGUUUUAUACAAUUUAGAGGUUUUAUAUAGUUUAUUAAUGCCAGUUUUAGAUCCAAUGUCAGAAAGAGCAUUUGAGUUUCAGUGUAAUUUCAUAAAGAGUGGCGAAGCUGGUGUUAUUCUUGAAAUGUUAACUAAAAAUAAAUUUUUACCAAAUGCAGAUGAAACUACGAAACGAGCAGCAUAUUUAACAGUUUUAAAAUUAUGUAAACUUCUAUUAACGACAGUGGGUAAUGUGAUGGCUUGUGUAAUGGAUGAAAUGCAGCAAGCUGGAAUUUCAGAAAAUCACGAUAAUCAUGUUCACAAUAAUCGAGGUCCAGUAGCAGUUUUAAAACAAGCCUUACAAAGUGUACCUAAUCAGAAUACUGAAUAUAUGUUGAGAAGUGUAGCAACGAAUUUGGCGCAACAUUUAGCGCUUCGAAUGUUGUGUGGAGCAGCAGAAUUUGACAAAUGUCGACAACUUUUUAUGCAAGCUCUUUCCUGGGAGUUACCAGAUGUAGCUACUAUUCGUGCCAUAAUUAGGCUAGCAUGGGCGGCAUCCACAGGUAAUUUAAACAAUAUAAAUGCAUCUGCUGAAAUGCUUCAUACACUUCAUGAAAUAAACGAAAAGGAAACAUCAAAUAAUCCUGACAAUAAUGAUGUGUUAGUAUGUAAAGAAGCAUUAGAAGUUCUGACAAUCGCUUUGGUAUUGAAUCCAACUGCAUUAGAAUCAUUAUCAAGAGAUAAAAUGUGGCAUACAUUUUUGAUAGAUCUUGUGCUCUUGAGUACAUCAAGAGUAGUUAGAAUGGCUGCGGCUGAACAAUUUUUUCUUAUAUCGACAUGGUAUAGUAGUGGUCAUCAACCAUUACUUUUUGCAAUAACAUUACUUUUCACUGUUUUGAACACUACUGUUAUGGAACAUGCAAAACAAAGUCACGAAUAUUUUCAGCUUUUAUGUAGAUUGUUAAAUUUUGCACAUAUGUCGGGAUGUCCUCUCUUGACAGCUGAAACAUUAUUGAACAUUGAAAUAGCAUGGCUAAAAAAAGUACGGGACAAUGUUAAAGAAACUGGAGAAAGUCAAGUUGAUGAAGCCGUUCUCGAAGGUCACCUUAGUCUUACUAAAGAAUUACUUUCUUUUUUACCUCCAAGUAAAAAAUACGAACUUGGCUCUGAUGAAAAACAUGGAGUAAAUUUGAUUAAAGAAUUGGUUGAAGAUUUUGUAUUUCCUGCAUCUCGUCUUAUGUUGCAACUUCGUAGCACUGGAGAACUGAGUGCUUCGCAAGCGAGCCCAGUAUGCACGACUCCUCAAUCGACUAGCGCCGCAUUUGAUUUACUUGUAGGUCUUUGUGUAGGCUGUGUACCUAACAUGAAACUUCUAGUCACAAUGCUCACUGAUAUGUUCUACUCUGAAAGAGAUGAACCGCUAGUAGAAUGGGAUUACUUACCACCCGUCGGGCUUAGGCCAUUAAAAGGUUUUGUAGGUUUGAAAAACGCUGGCGCAACUUGUUAUAUGAAUUCAGUAUUACAACAAUUGUAUAUGGUUGAGAGUAUAAGAGUUGGACUUUUGGCUGCAGAAGGUGCAGCGAUAGAUUUGAACGAAGAUUUUUCUGGAGAAGAAAGAAUUGAAGGAGAACAAACGAUAGAAACAAAUGAUAAUGAUACAAAUGAAGAAAAAUGUGGAGCAGAUGAAUCUCGAAAAGAAUAUAAUAUUGGUAUUUUAAAGCAAGUUCAAGCAAUUUUUGGUCAUUUAGCAUAUAGUAAAUUACAAUAUUAUAUACCUAGAGGACUUUGGAAACAUUUUAAACUGCAAGGUGAACCUGUAAAUCUUAGAGAACAACAAGAUGCAGUAGAAUUUUUUAUGAGCUUAGUGGAAAGUUUAGAUGAGGCAUUAAAAGCCUUAGGACAUGAACAAAUAAUGAGCAAAAUUCUGGGUGGUUCAUACAGUGAUCAGAAAAUCUGCAAAGGUUGCCCUCAUAGAUAUUCCAAGGAGGAACCAUUUAGUUUGAUAAGCGUGGAUAUAAGGAAUCAUAGUAAUUUAUUGGACUCUCUUGAACAAUAUGUAAAAGGAGAAUUAUUAGAGGGUGCAGACGCUUAUCAUUGCGACAAAUGUAAUAAAAAGGUUGUGACGGUAAAACGAUUGUGUGUAAAGAAGUUACCACCUGUUUUAGCCAUACAAUUAAAAAGAUUUGAAUAUGACUAUGAAAGGGUUUGCGCCAUAAAAUUUAACGAUUAUUUUGAAUUUCCACGAGAUUUGGAUAUGGAACCUUAUACUGUUUCUGGACUCGCAAAAUUGGAGGGAGAAGUUAUAGACUGUGAUUAUGAAGAGUCAAUGAAAGGAACUUGUACUAAGUAUCAAUUAACUGGCAUUGUAGUACAUAGUGGUCAAGCUAGUGGUGGUCAUUAUUAUUCAUAUAUUUUACAUAGGCAAAAUGAUGGUGUUGCGAAAUGGUAUAAGUUUGAUGACGGUGACGUUACGGAAUGUAAAAUGGAAGAAGAAGAAGAAAUGAAAUCUCAAUGUUUUGGUGGUGAUUAUUUAGGAGAAGUAUUUGACCAUAUGCUUAAAAGAAUGAGUUACCGAAAACAAAAGCGAUGGUGGAAUGCUUAUAUGUUAUUUUAUACCAGAUUAGAUGUAGAAGAAAAUUCUUUAAUGAAAAGUGUUAACGAAUUAUCAUUGUAUACGAAACUAGGAGUUAUGAAAAUGCCCUCAGCUAUUGAAUAUAGUGUCAGAAAACAAAAUAUCAAAUUUAUGCAUAAUCGAAAUCAAUUUAGUGCAGAAUAUUUUCAAUUUAUUAAAAAACUUGUAUCUUGUAAUCCUCAUAACAUCAAUAGACAAAAUAUGAAUGAAAAACUUAGCCCAGAACAGGAGGAACUCGCAAUGUUAUCUGUACAAUUAGCAUCAAGAUUUCUGUUUUAUACAGGUUUUCAUACUAAGAAAACUUUACGCGGUAAUGCAACAGAUUGGUAUGAUAUCGUUUGCCAUCAUUUACGUAGCAGCAAAUCAGUGCGAUCUUGGUUUGCUCAUAAUGUUCUAUUUAAUCAUCCUCAUAGAUUUUGCGAAUAUCUUUUGAGUUGUCCCAGUACAGAAGUUCGAACAGCUUUUCUUAAAAUAUUGGUAUUUCUUGCACAUAUUUCUCUCUUAGAUGGACCGUGCGUACCGCCUAGUCUAAAUGCACCAACUAUACUUUUGGAUCCAACAGCAACGCUUAGUGAUCAUUUAUUACACGCAGUUCUUUCUUUACUUCAUCGUGAAAUCUCGGAUCAUGGACGCCAUCUACCACAUUAUUUCUCACUAUUUCAUACGUAUGCAUCGCUUGGUCUUGCAGAAAAAGCUCAAUUGCUUAAGUUAAAUGUCCCCGUUACAUUUAUGCUGGUUGCAAUUGAUGAAGGACCCGGUCCUACGAUAAAAUAUCAGUAUCCUGAAUUAACAAAAUUGCAUCAAGUAGUUAGUAUGUUGAUACGUUGUUGUGAUGUAUCAUCAAAAGCACACUCGAGUCUUGCACAAUCAGGAGUAGUACCUUUAUCAAAUCCAUAUGGUGAUCCAGCAUGUCAAAAUGAAUAUUUGAUGCCUAUUCAACCACAAGCAGCAGAUAUACUCUUCGUUAAAAACAGUUAUAUGAAAAAAUUAAUCGAAGAUGCAGAUGUUAAUGUUACUGAAGAUACAGUAAAAUUAUUGCAAUAUUGUUGUUGGGAGAAUCCUCACGUAUCUCGAACUGUUCUCAGUGAAUUGUUAUGGCAGAUUGGAUUUUCUUUUGCACAUGAAAUAAAACAUCAUACUGACUUAUUACUUGCUGUACUUCUUAUGGAAGAUUCAUGGCAAACACAUCGUGUUCAUAAUGCUCUAAAAGGUGUACCAGAUGAAAGAGAAGGUUUAUUUGAGAUAAUACAAAGAAGUAAACAUCAUUAUCAGAAAAGAGGAUAUCAGUGUAUUAAAUGUAUGGUGCAACUUUUUAGUAAAUGCAGACCUGCACAUCAACUUUUACAUCAUAGUUCGGAAUUGAAAAGAAAAUGGAUACAUGCUACCGACUGGCUUCAUGAAGAACUCGAUAAAAGACCUUAUACUUCUGCAGCACCAUAUACCCAUGCAUAUAGUAAUUGGUCUCCACCAGCUCAAUCUAAUGAUUCUGCGAAUGGUUAUGUUUUGGAACGUAGUAACAGUGCAAAGAAAACAUUAGAAAGGGCAUGCGAACUCUGUCCCGAUGAAGAACAGGAAGUGGAAGACACAAGCGAGGAUUGUACGGAAGAAACAGAAAAGUAUCAACCACAAAACAGAGAUAUAUUGCGAUCGAGACGUAGUUUAGUCUGGGGAUGUAUAGGUUAUCCUGAUGUUACUGUAAUACAACAAAUGCAAGAAGAACAACAAUCUCAACCUAGACCAUCUCCAGUUCAUACUCCUCUUUGGUCCCAAUCUCCAGUUAUACUCACACCACCAGCUCAUCAGUUACAUAGUCCACAAAACUGUGAGUCAUCACAAAAUACCAGCCAGGAUCCAUAAUGAACGCUACAUAUUGACGUUCUACCAAGUUGCUGCCUCGGUGAAACCAUUUCAAGAUAUUUAGAAAUUACUGCGCCAGCAGCUUGGUGCCGAACGAUAGAGGCACCUGUACAAAUAUAACUCGCAGAUUUGUUCUCUUUUGCUGGUAUUCAAGAACUUGCAUUUGUAACUUGACAGUUUUACUGUGGGCAGUUACUUUGAAUGAUACGAUGUGGCAUAGCUAUCUGCACUAUUGAGAAGAAAAAAAAGAACGAUAUUAGAAACAGCAAUUAUUAAAUAAGAACAGAAUUUUUACGUAUUGAUUGAGGCAACGAAUUCUCAUCGUGAUUUUUUCUUAUCCCUAAUGUUCAUGUAUUCUUUGUUUAUUGCACUUAUAUUAUUUGAACUUUAGAGAAUAUCGGGUAAAAAGAACAUUUUCUUAGAAAGAAAUCUUCGGAAAAGAGAUUGACAAGGAAAAAAAAAAGAAAAAAAACGAUUGAGCUAAAAAUUAUAUUUGCCUCGAUUAAUGCAUUUGAAUUCAAGUGUAGGAAUACGAUAAGAUUGUAUAAAUGUAUAGCGAAUAGUGUUAUGGAAUCCCGUCUCUGCCGGAAUAGAAAACAAAGAUAUAAAAAAAAAAAAGAACAUAACUUCCGUAUGUCUAUGUAAAUUUGUUACUAAUAAAAAGUUAAAAAAUGAAACUUUCUAACGACCGAAGAAUAAGGCUAAAAAAUACAGUAGUUUCCGACUUAAUUGAAAAGAGCAGAGUUACAAAUCAAGAAAAAAUUACACAUUUACCAAUAUUUCACUAUUUUAGUCUUUCAAAUGAAAUGAAAAUUUCCUUGUACUUAAUCUUGAAUAUCAAAGACAAAAAAAAAGGAGAUAAAAAAGAAAAAAAAAGAAAAAUAAAGAAAGGAAAGUCACUUCUUCGAUACAGCUAUUUUAGCUGUAUAAGAAUUUAAACAUAUACCAAUGAUGCCUCCCAUUGUGCUUUCUUUCAGUUCAUCUAAUUUGAGAAAAGAGUUGUGCCUUCGAUAUCGUGCGACUCCAUUUGUAUUUAGAUAGUUGUUUAAGAAACGAAUUGUUAUUUCAAGUUUGAUUAUAUGUAUUUUGUCUGUUAUGUUUUUGGGCUAUUUAUAAGAAAUGAUGAGAAAAAAUUUGAUCGAGCGAAAUUCAAGUAGAUGGUGCAGUUGAUUGUUUAAAAAUUAUACAAGUAAGAAAUGACAAAUAUGACGGAAUAUUUCUAAUUUUAAAUAAUAAUGAAUACACACAUAAAAAUGCGGCAGAAAUAAAAGAUCAGUUUGUGUUUAACAUAAGGAGUCGCAGUGCCGCAAAAAAGAAAAAUAAGCCUUGUUCGAAAUCCAAAAAUUUCUAUAAAACGAAAAACGAAUGAAAAACGGAAUUGAAGAAAGCGUGACGGUAGCGACACAAAAGGGUAUGAAAUAAAUAUAAAAAGAAUAACACUAAUUUGUAUCGUUCUAAGGUACGAUCCAUCGUUGAAAAAAAAAAAAAGAGCUAUGGUCUUUUCGCAGUAUUGUAAAAGCAAUUCUUAGUUUUCAAUUAAUAAAAAGAAAAUGAUAGAUUAGAUGAUACUGCUUAUACACUGUUCGGUACUUUAUCAGGCAUUUGUAUAAAAACAAUGAAAUAAUAAAACAUGAGAAUAACAAUGACUGCGAUUCUUUAACAUAUGAAUUGGCCAUAGCUCUAGACUUAUUAAAUAAUAUGUGUUAUAUAAAUAUUAUAUAAAUAUUACUAAAGAGGAAGAAAGAGAAAAAUAAAGUCACGUGUAAUGAGGAUAUAAAGAAACCGUGUGUAUACAUAGGAAUUCGUGCGAUGAGAAAAUCAACGAUUAUGUCAAGACACCAGGAAAUAAUGAUAUAUUGAUUACUGUUCGUAUUUAUCAAAUAUUCACGUUAAACAGUGUACCAAAUUAUAAUAUAAUAGCUACUAUCGGUUAAAAUAAUAAUGGUACCUAAUCUUACUCAGAUAUGUACAUAUGCAACUGCUUUUUAUAUGUGAUAAAAAUUAUUAUAUUCCUAUUAUACAUUGAGGUUAGUACGCUAUUGUAAAUCCUGGUUUUUUGUACACAGACUGUAUGCUAAGUUCAAUUUUUUGUUAACGGAGAGAAUGUAGUUUAUAAUUAUUUAAUAUUUAAUUGUAUCGCUAAAAGAAUAAGCGUAACACGUCUUGUAUGAUAUACAUAACUUGAUUACUUUCAAACAAUCAAUAUCAGAUUUAAGUGGUCGAACUUCGAAGUUUGUAUCAUGAUAUAUUAGUACUAUAGUGUCAUUUCUUUUUCUUUCUUUCUUUCAUAUUUUGUUCUCUUUCUUUUUUUUUUCUUUCGAACGAGCAAUGAUAGAGAUAGAAAAGUGGAUAUGAGAUAUAACACAACCGGGCAAAUGAUUCUAAUUCACGGUUUUAACGAAUCACGAAUUUUGUGCAAAAUAUAUCUACGAGAGUCGAUCAAGAUUGACCAUCUUUAAUACGGUAAUUGCGAACAAUCACGCUCGUUUUUUAUAGUCAACGAAAGAUAGUCGGAUGCAAAAUUACAUUUUUGCAUGAAACUUAAUUAUACAGAGAACAACAACGAUGAAAAAUGAUGCAAAAAAAAAAAAAAAAAAAAA
Apis mellifera (honey bee) is the source of this 10653-nucleotide messenger RNA. RefSeq names its product probable ubiquitin carboxyl-terminal hydrolase FAF-X (gene faf). Gene Ontology annotation, molecular function: cysteine-type endopeptidase activity; cysteine-type deubiquitinase activity. Bases 287 to 8053 code for a protein of 2588 amino acids. Gene Ontology annotation, biological process: protein deubiquitination; cell migration. The transcript is spliced from 30 exons. Gene Ontology annotation, cellular component: cytosol; nucleus. The record is from RefSeq and is a predicted model, not a curated record. Lineage: Eukaryota; Metazoa; Arthropoda; Insecta; Hymenoptera; Apidae.